Heterostelium album PN500 is the source of this 1566-nucleotide messenger RNA. RefSeq lists its product as uncharacterized. The record is from RefSeq and is a predicted model, not a curated record. Gene Ontology annotation, molecular function: protein binding. The transcript has a single exon. The coding region runs from base 1 to 1566 and encodes 521 amino acids. Lineage: Eukaryota; Evosea; Eumycetozoa; Acytosteliales; Acytosteliaceae.
AUGAAUAGUACAUUGUUUCUUAAAGUAUUUAAUAGUUCAGUAUUGAAUCGAUUAAUAUUUAAUAAGGUCAGAGAGCUUUCAAGAGGAAAAAGGAGUUUUAAAUGGCAUGAGAUAUUAGUGCUUCCAGAUGUGUUGGCAGGAAACAACUAUUUGCAAUUGCUCAAAGAUUGUUUAGAUAAAUCUGGCGGUGUAGACAUUGAUUCAGAAUUAUACAUUAAUGCUAUCAGAGGUGGAAACCUGGAGAUCUUUAAAUACCUAUUGGAUUACUUCAGUGUUAAUCCACCGAGACAGUCUUUAUUCAGAGAAAUAAAGGUUGAACAGUUUAAAUUCUAUAAAAUCAAUCUCGAUGCCAUGUUGAUUAACUCUGCACUGGGUGGAAGAACCGAUAUAAUUACGUAUCUACUCAACACCUUCAAAUCAUACCGCUUCGACUACUAUCGUGCGUUGAGUGCAUCUGCCUAUUCCGGUAAUUUCGAAUUGCUCAAAUUCUUUGUAGGAAAGUGUAAAGAAAAUAAAAUCGAAGCGUCUAACUAUGAUGUUCGCGAGAAUGUGUUCAACCAGUGUGCAUAUCUCGGUCGUUUGGACAUGAUUGGCUACUUGGUUACGAACUACCCACACAAUAUGGUGAAGAGCGACAUGAUUAGCUAUGCUAUAGAAUCUGGUCAAAUCGAUGUAGUUAUAUAUCUGUUGCAAAACAAAAAGAUUUUCAAGUUGACCUACCAGACGGAAUCAUUGCUGGAUCAGGCUGCCUAUUACAAUCGCUUUGAAAUUGCGCAGUUUCUGCUUAGAUAUGGACAUGGCAAGUGUACAGCUGCAAUGGAUAAUGCUGCCUACAAUGGUAACCUCGAAUUUCUAAAGUGGAUCCACAGCAAUACCAGAGGUAGCAGGUGCUCCGCACAAGCAUUUUACCACGCUGUCACAAAUUCCAACUAUGAAAUGGUGCGAUGGCUGCAUGAGAAUACCACGGAACGAUGCUCUAAAGAUACUUCGGAUUAUGCAGCUGGUCAAGGUGACAUUAGAAUCGUAAAGUACAUCCACGAGAAAAAAAUCGGUGAAUUUUCAAACCUUGCAAUGGAGAAUGCCGCUCGGUUUGGUCAUUUAGACAUCUUGCAAUUCCUACAUGACAAUAAAUACUCUUGUAGUAAAAAAGCAAUGGAUAAUGCUAUCAUUACAAAUCGAUUGGAGAUUGUACAAUUCUUGCACGAGCAUAGAAUAGAAGGUUGCAGUGAAAGUAUGCUAUCACAUGUAUUUUCAUAUGACCUUAUUACCAAGAAACCAAAAACCGAAGAUAUUCUAUUGCAAUGGCUACUUUGUAACCGUCCAGAGUUCAUAUUAUCCGAAUCAAACAUCGAUACCUACCUCUCGAAAUUGUUUACCAUUGAUGACUUCAAAAGAGUAGAACUACUAUUAAAUUGUAUUCGACCCGAUAUAAUUUCAAAAGAAAAACUGGUACAACUACAAAAAAAGUAUAAUUUAAUCUACCCAAAUUCAAAUCAAUCAAAUUUAAUAUUAUAUCAAUAUUUAAAAAAUAAUACAUCAUCUCAAUAUUUUUGUAAUAUAAUGUAA